AGAACCGGCUCUGAGCUCUCUCUCCGCUCUGAGCUGUGUGUGUGUGUGUGUGUGUGUGUUCACCAGAACAUGGCAGCAGUGACUUCCCGAAACGGCGCUCUUAUCACGCACAACAAUGCGACCUACAUCCCAUCGCCUCUGAUACCGGGGUUCACAGGACAUGUGCCUACCACCAAGUUUCUGUAUGGGGACACGUUUGGGAAGGCAAGCGUCAAGUAUUUACAGGACGUCCGCUGUGCAUCCAUGGCCUGCUAUGCAAGUGAAUAUGGUAAAGGUGGCCUGCUCCCUUGUAUCUACUCGAAUGAUGGGGCCCUGAUCAGGAUACAUCGCACACAGAGCAGAUACCCAGCCUUCUACCAGACUUACGGGGCACGUUACAAUGUAGAUUUCAAACGGCAAGGAGAGAUAAAGCUUUUUAACGAGCUGGCACAGAAACACAGGGAGAACUACAAAGAUAAGACUGGCACACGGCACCCUGUGAGUUUCUUCAUCAUGCCAGUGACAGAGAACCAGAAGUAUUUGCAAAAGCUCGUGUAAGGUGCACUGCAUUAAAUAUUCAUUAAAACACUACAUUAAAUAUUAAUUAACAAUUCUGAGAAGCUUUGCAUUUGCUGGCAGAAUGUGUGUUACUGUGUAUUCAGUGACAUAAUGCAAAAAAGAAAAAAAAGCAAUGGAGGGGGCCCUGUGGGAUGGGAGGGGGGUUUAUUGGGGUGAAACUACACUAUACAGCCAAAUGUGUGUGGACACCUGACCAACACACCUAUAUGAGCUUGUUGAACAUCCUAUUCCAAAACCUCUUUAUGGCUGUAAUAGCCUCCACUCUUCUGGCUUUCUACAAGAUUUUGGAGUGUGUCUGGGUCAAUUCUGGCCUAUUCAGUGAAAAUAGUAUUUGUGAGGUCAGGCACUGAUGUUGUACAAGGAGGCCUUGCUCACAAUCAAUAUUCAGUGGGGUGUUCAGUGUGUUCAGUGGGUCUGAAGUCAGUGCUCUGUGCAGGCCACUCGAGUUCCUCCACACCAAACUCAUCAAACCAUGUGUAUAAGGAGCUCACUUUGUGCACAGGAGCAUUGUCAUGCUGGAACAGGAAAGGGCCUUCCCCAAACUGCUAUCACAAAGUUGGAAGCAUACAAUUGUCUAAAAUGUCUUUGUAUGCUGUAGCAUUAACAUUACCUUUCACUGGAACUAAGGGGCCCAAACCCUGAAAAACAUCCCCAGACCUUUAUCUAUCUUCCACCAAACUUUACUGUUGACAUUAUGCAUUCUGGUAGGUAGUGUUCUCCUGGUGUCUCAACAAUCAGACAGUGAUUGCCAGAUAGUGAAGUGUGAUUCGUCACACCAGAGAACACAUUUCCACUGCUCCAGAGUCCAGUGAUGGCGUGCUUUACACCACUCCAGCCGAUGCUUGACAUUGCGCAUAGUGAUCUUAGGCUUGUGUGCAGCUGUCUGGCCAUGGAAACCCCAAUUUCAUAUAGCUCACAACACACAGUGCUUGUGCUGAUGUUGCUUCUGUAUCACUCUGUAGUGAGUGAUGCAACAGAGGAUUUUUUACACACUACAUACUACAGCACUCGGCGGCCCCUGCUCUAUUAGUUUGCAUAGUCUACUGCUUCGUGGCUUUGUGGCUGCGUGUUGUUACUACUAGAUGCUUCUAUUUCACAAAAAUGGCACUUAAGGUUGACCAGAGCAGAUAUAGCAAGGCAGAAAUAUCAUGAACGGACUUGUGAUAGAGGUUCCAUCCUAUGACAGUGCAACAUCAGUGAGCUCUUCAGUAUGAUCCAUUCUACUGACAGUGUUUGUCUGUAGAGACUGCAUGGUUAUGUGCUUGAUUUUAUGCACCAGUUAGUAAUGGGUGUGGCUGAAACACUUGAACUAAAUCAUUAGGAGGGGUGUUCACAUAAUUUUGGCCAUAUAGUUUAGCCUGUAUCACCCACAAAUGUCACUGACAUGCAUGUUGUCUGUGUUUUUUGUACAUUUAUAAAUGUUCGCUAAUGUGUGCUGUCCAGCUGCAUGAUAAUUAAAUUUCAGGGUUUUUUUGUGCUCCUUUUAUAAUUGAUGUAUUUCACAUUUUCUUAACCCACACUUAGUGUUUUCCUUUUUAGUCUGUGUUGAAUGUUUUACAGUUUUACUGUAUUACUAUUAUAUAUGA
Pangasianodon hypophthalmus (striped catfish) is the source of this 2144-nucleotide messenger RNA. It is a transcript of the gene cimip2c, whose product is annotated as family with sequence similarity 166 member C. NCBI's taxonomy places the organism in Eukaryota, Metazoa, Chordata, Actinopteri, Siluriformes, Pangasiidae. The transcript is spliced from 3 exons. The record is from RefSeq and is a predicted model, not a curated record. Bases 70 to 537 code for a protein of 155 amino acids.